CUAACAAAGAAGACAUAAAGCAAACAUCUAAGACAAAAUGUAUGUAAUAUCUACAUAUAGUGUAUAUCUCUAUAGAUAUGAGAUCUAUAUAUAAGAACUUAGAAACAACAGCCAACAAGUUCAUAUGUGGAAACUCAGCUGGAAAAAGAUCUCAGGUGAUGGUUCCUGUUAGAGAUAAAGAAUCUCAGGGGGCUGCCCAACUACACGAAACCUUUCCAUCUAUACACUCAUGAACACCCUGAAGUGGCCUCAAGCCUUCUAGCACAAGAACAUGGGGGUGGUUUUCAUCCCUGUGCCUAUUUCUCUAAAACACUGGAUUCUGUGGCUGCUGGACUCCCUCGCUGUCUGCGUGCAGUGGCUGGGAGUGCUCUGUUUGGUAACAGAUGCAGAACGAUUGGUUUUGUCACACCCUUUGGUGUUGCAAACGACUCAUCAGGUAAAACAGGUAUUAUCCAACAUUGAAACACAACACAUGACGGCUCAGCGCAGAAGUGGUUAUGAAACUAUUCUCUGUGCUACCGCCAACUUGACCAUUAAAUGUUCCACAGCACUAGACACGAUAGCACAUGCUUUGCAUCGUCUGCUAAAUUCACAGGAUGACACCAUUCCUUUACCUGAAAAUCAUGAUUGUUUAAAAGAAAUUGUUUAUUCGUGUAGCAUUCGAUCUGAUCUGUCUGAUACUCUUUUGUUUAACAGUAAGUAUGUUUUUGUAGACGGAUCGUGUUCUAAGCCCGCUGAUGGAGUUUUCCUGUGUGGUUAUGCUGUCUGUGCUCUACUGAAUGUGGUGCUUGAAUCACACUCUCUGCCAUUUAACUCAGCUGAAGCAGCCAAGCUUUUUGCUCUCACUCUGCGUGCACGAUAUUUGAAGGACAAAGAAUCACUAUUUUCACAGACUCGCGCUUUCGGAGUAGCUCAUGAUUUUGGAAGGAUUUGGCAACGACGAGGUUUUAAAUCCACUGACAGUUGCCUAUUCGGGAACGUACAUGUACCCCUGCUGAGGUCUGAGCACCGGUGAACGUGUCUACAGAGGAAGAAAGUCCUGACCUGCUGGCUGUACUGAUUCACAUUUUACACAUAUACAUAUAGUUUUUUCUGUAUUAGCUCUCAUCACAAAACCAUUAACAUGUUUUUACAUUAUUGUCUUUUUCUGUUUCUGUUAUUUUGUGGAUUUAUACUCCCAACAUAUCCUCAUGGGGUUGAUCCUGUUAACCUAUGACUACAGAGAAUUCCUUUGGGUUAUUCUGCGCUACGCUAGAAUAAAAGAGGGCAAUGAAAAGAAUUCUCUUAUAUCAUGUAUUGUCUUAUAUUAUGAACUGCUAUCAAAUACCUAUGUUGAAUGUAUUCACUUAAUUACCUCUUUGAAUAAGCUGAUCAACUGCCAUCCUUUAUUAUAGCUGACACAUGUAUUUUCUAUACCUUGAAAAGAAUUAUUUUUGUAGUGUGCUGUCUGCUUUGUCUAGAUCUGUCUAGCACCUGCACAAGUAGAAACCCGCCUAUGCACUGCUGCUUAUCUAUGUGUAUAAAUACUCCUGUUCUGCACUAAUAAAUUUGGACAUCUC
Ictalurus punctatus (channel catfish) is the source of this 1559-nucleotide messenger RNA. RefSeq lists its product as uncharacterized. The record is from RefSeq and is a predicted model, not a curated record. The coding region runs from base 272 to 1015 and encodes 247 amino acids. The transcript is spliced from 2 exons. Lineage: Eukaryota; Metazoa; Chordata; Actinopteri; Siluriformes; Ictaluridae.